CAAAGUGACCGUGUCAAUGAUUUUGUAAAACGUAUACAAGAAGAUUCAAAUGGCGUUUCUUUAGAUGAAUUAAAUAUAAGGCUCAAAGCUUUAGACAGUGCUUUUUAUGCUUUCAACAAAGUACAAACAAAAAUUGAAGAAAAGGUUUUUGAUGAAAUCUCUCAACCAAAUAGAUCAAAAUGCGAAGAAUUAUACUACUGUAUAGCAACAACGUUAAAAGUGUGCAUAUCAGGACUCAACAAUUCAGAUUCGAACCAAACAAUUCAUGUUUCCCAUGCGAUAUUAUCUGAUGAAAAAUACGACACUGUAAAACUGCCAAACAUCGAAUUACGCGAAUUUUCUGUUGAUGCUACUACAUGGAUAGCUUGGUUCGAUGAAUUUACAUCAUUGGUGCACAACAAUGAAAGGCUUCACAUCUUUACUAAAUUGCAUCAUUUGGUAUCUAAAUUGAGUCCGGCCGCAUGGGCUCGUAUAGCUGGCAUAAAAAUCAUUGUUGAAAAUUAUGAAAUAAUAUUACAAAGGUUAAAAGACCGCUUUGAAAACAAGAAAAUUAUUGGGAAGCAGCAUAUCAAAAAAAUUUUUGAGCAUCCUAAGAUCAUUCAUGCGAAUGCAGCUGAUUUACGAGAAUUAAUCGAUACCAUGAAUAAUCACCUUAUAGGUUUGAAAAAUAUUAAUCGUCCAGUUGAAUCAUGGGACGAUCUUAUGGUAAAGGCGCCAAUUGAUCGUUUACCAAUACUCUCUGAAUUAUAA
Glossina fuscipes is the source of this 750-nucleotide messenger RNA. RefSeq lists its product as uncharacterized. The annotation marks the transcript as partial. The transcript has a single exon. The record is from RefSeq and is a predicted model, not a curated record. Lineage: Eukaryota; Metazoa; Arthropoda; Insecta; Diptera; Glossinidae.